AUUUGGUUUGUCAAAAGCUCUCGAAUCAUUUCGAAGGUGAAGUUUUUGGAUCUUUCGAUACAGAGAAGGAGAAGACGAAGAAGAAGAAGAUGUCGUUGGUGUGGCUAGAAGCGGCGCUGCCUCUGGGAAUCAUCGGAGGGAUGCUCUGUAUUAUGGGAAACUCGCAGUACUACAUCCACAAAGCUUAUCAUGGCCGUCCGAAGCACAUCGGGCACGAUGAAUGGGACGUUGCUAUGGAGAGACGCGACAAGAAGGUCGUCGAGAAAGCUUCAGCUCCUUCCUCGUGAUCCAAUUUCAUUCAUUUUUGUUCAUCAGGGGCUUCAGGUGAACAACGUGUGGUCACAACUCACAAAUAAAGUGUAUUCCAGAAGAAGAAGAAGAAGCUGGAGAAUCUACUACUGUUAUUCCGGUUUGAUUUUUCUUGAAGACUAGUUCGGAUAAAGCUUUGUUGCUUAAAAAGCUUUUUCUGAUCUCGAAAUUGAGACAUUAAUGACAUUUGGUUUAUAACUUCUCUAUUUGUUUGUGGUAUAUGCUGUUAAGUUGCAUGACAUUUGGUUUACAAUACACUCUUAAUAAUAAUCUUGAAGAUUACCUU
This is a messenger RNA of Brassica rapa (field mustard), 595 nucleotides long. Its product is annotated as NADH dehydrogenase [ubiquinone] 1 alpha subcomplex subunit 1. The record is from RefSeq and is a predicted model, not a curated record. Gene Ontology annotation, cellular component: respiratory chain complex I. NCBI's taxonomy places the organism in Eukaryota, Viridiplantae, Streptophyta, Magnoliopsida, Brassicales, Brassicaceae.